This is a messenger RNA of Leishmania mexicana MHOM/GT/2001/U1103, 2223 nucleotides long. RefSeq lists its product as hypothetical. Lineage: Eukaryota; Euglenozoa; Kinetoplastea; Trypanosomatida; Trypanosomatidae. The coding region runs from base 1 to 2223 and encodes 740 amino acids. The transcript has a single exon. The record is from RefSeq and is a predicted model, not a curated record. Gene Ontology annotation, molecular function: ATP binding; protein serine/threonine kinase activity. Gene Ontology annotation, cellular component: cytoplasm. Gene Ontology annotation, biological process: protein phosphorylation.
AUGAGCGCCGUACUCGUCGAUACCCGUGGCCACAAGUACCGGCUGGAGAUGGCUGUGGAUCCCGAGCGCGGCUCCUACGGUGCACUUUUUGCACAGGCUACAACGUACCGUGCCCAACGCCUCCCCCCUCCAUGCGCGGAGGACAUACCGGUUCUUGUGGAGGGCAAUGCUACUAAGUCGGGCGCCAAGUCAUUGGUGAGCGCAGCACUUGUCACAUACAUUCCACUCACUACCCCUCUUCAGGAGUCGGACACCACAUCCGAAGCUGCCUCGCUGCAUCUCGUCUUGCAGAACAUUCGUCUUCGCCGACAAGCUGAUCACCCGUACCUGCGCACUCUGAUAGAUGCCUUCUACACGAACCAGGCUCCAAGUUCUCCAAGCUCCACAAGCGGCGGCGUCGGCAGCGUCGUCGUCAUGAAAGGACCCGGUGCGUCCCCAGCGACCUCGUCACCUCCAGUCGAAAAUCUCGUGAAACAGGCAGGCACCGCACAAGACAGUGGAGGUUCCUACUGGCCUGCCGGCGCAGUCGUACCGGCGCUGGCCUCUUCGUCAUCAAUAACUGCGCUGGUGGUAGUGGAGGAGUACAUUGAUGGCUGCUCGCUCGCCGACUACGCCGACGCCGUGGCAAAGAGACGCCUCAAGCAAGGAAGCCUCAAGAUUCAGAACGACGCGGCGGCCAUUGCGUGCCAACUUGCGCAGGUCCUGCUGCACUUACACACUGUUGGGCAUGUGCUGUGCCGCGAUCUCCCCCUUGACUGGGUGCAAAUGGACGUCAACAAGGGUUGCGUGCAGGUUCGGCUUCCUCUCUCUGCGGUAGCGAUGCUCGAUGCGGUGGAAGGGCCGACGAGCUCUGCGCCGGCAGCGGUCAUGGAGUCGCCGUGCACGUCGUUCAUAGGCGACUCAACAGGCACUGUCCUUGGUGAGGGAAAGUGUUUCGUUUGUGCACCAGAGAUGAGCGAAAUGUCCGACUGGAAUGCAGUCUUGUCAGCGCCAUGCGGCACGCUUCCAUUCUGCGCUGAUGUGUGGGCAUUGGGGCUUCUGAUGUUGCAGCUGUGCUCCUUAAAUCACGAGAACCUCUCCGGGGCCACAAAUGCGACUGAACGCCUUCAUGUGAUCCGGAGUCAUCUGCCCCAACCAGCAGCUCUGCUCCCGGCUGACACGGAGGAAGGCAUGGCCGACCUCAUUUGUCGCUGCCUGGAGUGUUCUCCCACGAAGCGGCCGUCCAUUUCGACGCUCCUCAAGUCUAGCGCCAUUGCGAAGCACCGCACCUUGACAAUGCUUGAGCCGAACCGCACCGUCAUCCACCUCGCUGAAGCCGUUAAAGCCAUCAGGAGACAUGAACGCACGCCUGCGUCGGUGCAACCGACUGCACCACACUCGCGAACUGUGAGCAUGGUCGACACAGACCUUCCUAACAAGGUCGUCGACAACUCCUUGAUAUCUCUAUCGCUACAAGAUCUGCACUGGACGACUCCACCCAGCUUUCGCGACGUGUUUGUGCCGAUGGCCGUGUUGCCUCCAGGAACAACAGAACCGUGUGAGCUGCCAGGCGGCAGUGCGUCAAACGACCCAACUGCCACAGCCACCAUGCCGGCGCGACAACGCCUAGCUCCGUCGUUGGCAGCAGCGACCGAGCAGGCACUGCACGAUGUCGCGCGUCUGCAUGACCAGUACCGCGACAUAUGUGUGAUGGCCACACAGACGUCUACUUCAGCCAUGCCCUCUGCGCAAAAGAGCACCUGCGCAGCGUUGCGGGAGCGCGUGCAGAACACUCGGCAGCUGCCACGCGACAUCACCACCACCACGACCAUUAUGGGGGAGCUCACUGAGCACUUUGACAAGCUGGAGCGCAGCGACCCUAAGCUGUGCUUUCGUUUCAUGGAGCUACUUUUGGAAGGUUUCGCGACCUGUCCGUCGGACAUCGCCGCUGUGACAGAUAGCGUUGCCCUGGCCGACAUACUGUUGCACGCCUCUGUCGCGGAUACAACGGCCACCGGUGACGCUCCACCGGUCCGCCAAGAGGUCCCCCUUGAGGAAGUGACACAGCACUCGGUGCCUGAGCCAAAGGAGGCUGUUUUCAACAUCGCCGAAACGCUGCGUGUGAUGCCGUCCAUGCCGGCGCAUAUGAUCUCGUCUGACAGGGCCGCCAACACGUCUUCGGUUCUCUACAACUCGUGGCUACGGAAGCAGCGAAAGAAGCACCUGAAGAUGGACGAAUACUAA